UUUGAACAAGCUUUGCAUUGAUGUCUUUAUUUUGCACCCAUGUAUGUGAGUGGAUAAGUGAUGCCAUUCUUGUAAAAAAUUUGCAAACCAUAUUUGUUCUUAGUUUGUUUUGAUUCAUUUUUGUUCUUACACUUGGGUUUUUCUUUUGCUUUUGAAGGCUUGCCAGGACUUUUUACAUGGAAAAUGCAAAUGAAAAUCUUGUCGACACUCUCAUGUUUUAGCUCAUGGAAUGCCUCAGCUCUGCUGUGAGUGAUUACAUAUCAGCUGUGAAGAAAUUAGCUUGUGGAGUUCUUGAAUCUUUAACCGAAGGGCUGAAGGUUGAACCAAGGAAUAUUUUCAGCAAGCUUCUGAUGGAUGAAGAGAGUGACUCUUUUUUCAGGCUCAAUCACUACCCUCCAUGUCCUAAACUUAAAGCAUUGAGUUGCAACUUAACUGGUUUUAGAGGACACACUGACCCUCAGAUAAUAUCAAUUCUGAGAUCAAACAAUACAUCAGGCCUUCAAAUCUCUCUCAGUGAUGAGAGCUGGGUUUCAGUCCCACCUUACCACAACUCCUUUGUCAUUUUUGGUGAUUCCUUGCAGAAUGGGCUUAAUAUGGUGGACCCAAUUGAGAAUGGGAGAGCAGCAGUAUUGUAAAAGUUGUGGUGAAGUA
Messenger RNA from Magnolia sinica, 651 nucleotides. Its product is annotated as gibberellin 2-beta-dioxygenase 1-like. Lineage: Eukaryota; Viridiplantae; Streptophyta; Magnoliopsida; Magnoliales; Magnoliaceae. Gene Ontology annotation, biological process: gibberellin catabolic process; response to light stimulus. The record is from RefSeq and is a predicted model, not a curated record. The transcript has 3 exons. Bases 225 to 635 code for a protein of 136 amino acids.